AUGAAAGCCGAUAUAAGGGACACGAGAAAGUACUAUAAAUUUCACGAAGACUAUGGACAUGAAACAGACAGCUGCAGAGAUUUGAAGAUCGAAAUUGAGAGAAUGAUCGACACAAGAGAAUUAAGGAAAUUCGUGGCCCGUAAAGAAAAAAGCAAUGACAAGGGAGAAAAGAGAAGCAGAGAUGACAAAGCAAAAGAAAAAGAAGACGAACGCCCAUUCAAAAUAUUGGGAACCAUACACAUGAUCAAUGGAGGUGGACACAGCAGCUCAACGAUUAGGAGAAAGCAAAGGAGAGAAGUGAUGAACAUCAGAGAAACUCACAUGCCACCGAUAAUCUUUGAUGUUGAAGAUUAUGAACAUGUCAAAGCACCCCACAACGAUGCCUUGGUAGUGAAUACUAUCAUUGAGAAUUGGAACAUGGAGAAAAUCCUAAUCGAUGAAGGAAGCGCAGUGAAUCUUAUGACAAACGCGGCAUACAAAAUGCUUGGAGGAACCGCAUCAAGGUUGCGCCGAGUCCCGAUCCCACUAUCAGGACUCGGUGGCCCCUCCAUCAAUCCGUUAGUAGCAGUCACCCUGGAAGUGAUAAUCGGCCCAGAUAGAGGAAUCAACAAAAAGGUUAUGUCACUAUUUAAUAUAGUUGACAUGGAGCUAACAUACAAUACCAUCCUCGGAAGACCUUUCCUUCAUGACUCAGCUGCAGUGACUAGCAUAAGGGCAUUGGCGAUGAAAAUACCAACCAAGAAGGGAGUAGUGACGCUGAGAGGAGAUCAUAAUAUAGCUAAGAAAUGCUACGACGAGUCUGUGGUAGACCUCCAAGAAAAUAAGACCGAGAAAAAGGAAGAAUAG
This is a messenger RNA of Mercurialis annua (annual mercury), 846 nucleotides long. RefSeq lists its product as uncharacterized. Bases 1 to 846 code for a protein of 281 amino acids. NCBI's taxonomy places the organism in Eukaryota, Viridiplantae, Streptophyta, Magnoliopsida, Malpighiales, Euphorbiaceae. The record is from RefSeq and is a predicted model, not a curated record. The transcript has a single exon.